AUGCCUGUGACGAGGAGAGAUUUAGCUGGACAGAGAGGCAAGGCUAUGACAGAUGAGGGUACCAGUCGGGUGGCACCAGUAUAUGUGGGCCAGGGUGAGUCCCAAAGUGAGGCUCUAUCUCGAUCUUCUCAAAACCCUUCCAUUCCAGAUGGGUACAGAGGGGCUGCAGCUAUAACACCCCCAGUUCCUCCACAUGAUACACUCGGCCAGGAGAUGUGGGAUGCUAUUCGGUUAUUGACUCAGUUAGUGGCCGCUCAAGCCCAACGUCAAGGCAUGGGUACCGGUUAUGCUGAUUGGAAUGUUAGUACCAGGGUUCGAGACUUUAUCAAUUUGGACCCUCCAGGCUUAGAGGAGUGGAAGCAGCAGCAGCGAGCUGAUCGAGAGCGUGAUAGGGGCCAGAUCUACUCUCGAUCAGAGGCUGAGCAUGCGGAUCAUUUGCGUGCUGUGCUCAGGGUUCUUAAGGAUAAGAAGCUGUAUGCAAAGUUCUCCAAAUGUGAGUUCUGGUUGAACUCCGUGGCUUUUCUUAGACAUGUUGUAUCAGGUGAAGGCAUCAGGGUUGACACCCAGAAGAUAGAGACUGUGAAGACAUGGCCUAGAUUCACGACACCGACUGCGGUUCGUAGUUUUCUAAGGUUGGCAGGAUAUUACAGGAGAUUUGUAAAGGGCUUUGCCUCUCUUUCAGUACCAUUGACAAAGCUAACACAAAAGGCAGCUAAGUUCAAAUGGACAGACACGUGCGAGCGAAGUUUUCAGGAGUUGAAGAACAGACUGACUUCAGUGCCAGUUUGGACACUUCCAGAGGGAUCAUAG
Molecule: messenger RNA, 810 nt
Organism: Lycium ferocissimum
Lineage: Eukaryota; Viridiplantae; Streptophyta; Magnoliopsida; Solanales; Solanaceae
Exons: 3
Coding region: 1-810 (269 amino acids)
Source: RefSeq, a predicted model, not a curated record